This is a messenger RNA of Folsomia candida, 2317 nucleotides long. RefSeq lists its product as uncharacterized. The record is from RefSeq and is a predicted model, not a curated record. NCBI's taxonomy places the organism in Eukaryota, Metazoa, Arthropoda, Collembola, Entomobryomorpha, Isotomidae. The transcript is spliced from 5 exons. Bases 1 to 1500 code for a protein of 499 amino acids.
AUGCAGGCCGCCGGUUCCCUCAAAAAAAAGCGUCGUCGCAACCUCGCCAAAGUCACGGGGCUCGGAGCCCUUGGCUACCAAGAGUCCAACGACGCCUUCGACAUCCAACAACUUUACUCUGGCGGCGGCGGGGGUGGCGCCAUCUGGGAAGACCAAGCCGACGGCUCUUCCACCCGCAGCGGGUCCAUCACCCGACCCACCCGGGCGCCAUAUCCCCCCACCGGAAACGAUCCCGAGUGGGGCGCCACCCGACAAAGUUCAGCGACCGGGUCGACCUCCUCCUACAUCCCGUCGGGCUACCCGCCUCCCGCAGAACCCGGCUCCAGCAAAGCGGAACGUCCCUGUCUCCUCAGUAAAAAUGCGGUCUCCCGACUAAAACAGGUCUGCAUCGUGGGCGCCCUCGUGUGGGCGUUGCCAUGGCGAUAUGACGCCAAGACGAGGCGUGUAGAACGAUGGAGUCCGGGCUUGCACAGGGUGUGGUCCGCUAUCUGGUGGGCGUUCGCGGUACAGAACACGGUCCUGCUCGGCUACCAGUUUUACUCGUUCUUCGCCCGCGUCCAGUUGGACAACGGGAGCUACCGGCCGGUCUUCAUGAACUCGUUCUGCGUCUUCUGGUACCUCUACUCCAUCUCGCUCAAUACCACGAUGCACAUGUACAGGGACAAGUUCCGCAUCUAUAUUAAUACCUUGCUCGCCUUCAAUGAGAAGAAUGUCGAACGGUACGUCUUGACCCUGGACGAAUUGGGGGACCAUGGCCAAGCCAUUUUGAAGUGCGCCGUACCCGCAAACUUUAUCCAGUUGUGCUUAUCCUGUACCUUGUACCUUUUCAUGCCCUACCAACCCUGGUACCUGACCAGCUACAUUUACUCCCCCGAUAACCCAAAGUGGUGGCUUAUCCCGGGCGCUCUCCAGGAGUGGGUCAUGGCCGGUCAGACGGUCGCUGUUUUCUGCCUUCUCGCCUGGAUCACCGUCUCCCAUGGAAACUGUGUCGAAUUCUGGUUAAUGGAGGCCCAUCAAGGAAACGACACGGGCUACACGAUCGACUCUCUGCGCGAGUCACAUACGGCGAUCGAGCUAUACCGCUCACUUCAAGUGCUCACCGGACUCCUGAAUGAGUGCAUCUCCCCACUCGCCUUUCCCAUCAUGAAGAUGAUCAACUGGACUGCCGUCGUUUCCUGUGGAUACGUUCUUAUCCGUUCCAUGAAUCAAAAGUUCAUCGAUGAGUUUCCCGCCAUCAUGACGUACCCGUUCGGCGUGAUAGUGUGCGGCUCCUGUGGCUACGGCAUGCUCCAAAUCUCCGCGGAAAUGUUUGACAUUGCGACUUCAUUUUUGAACUCGUGGUCACAAACGAGACAUAAAAAUUUGAGAAGGAUCAUGACCUCGUGCUCAAUUCUGCGCAUUUAUGUCGGCAGAUUCUACUUUGUCACCAUUUCCACGACGAUUACUUACUUUCAAAAAACAUUUGACUACAUUAUCGAUUGUAUUGUGACGUUCCCGUAGAGAAAAUGGGAGGUCAGAGGUCAAACGUAGUAACCGUUGACAUAUAUUGACCUUUGACACAACUAGUACAUGAUGGACGAUGAGUUUAUAAUUUUUGGGAAAAAAUAAACGUAACUUGCUCACUAAAUAAUUCAGAUAAUAAUGCAGAAUUUAGUAAUCCAAUUAGAUUUGACCUUUACAAAUUUGACCUUUGACCUGAUACGGGUCGCGACACGUUGUUACUGACGUUUGACAAAUGUGUACAUGACAGAUUACGACAUGACAAAAACUGCAUUUUUAUUAGUUUGCCUACCAAAUAAGCAAGUUAUUUAGGUAGCUCUCUUACAACAAUUUGUAAUCGGAUACACGAGUGACCUGCCCUUUGACCUGAUGGAGGUCAUGACACGUUGUAACCUUUGACACAUAUUUAUAACUACAUAUAUCACAGAUUACGAUGGGCGUGAAAAAAACUGCAUUUUUGUUCAAUUGUUCCCUAAAUAAUCCAGAUAUUUUGUCCUUGGAAGAAUAAAUUGACCUUUGACCUGACGUUUUAUAAAUGGCUUAAUUUUCAUGACCUUUGACAUACUUGACCUCAGUCACUGCUUACAUAACGGCUUAACUUGCAUGACUCAAAAAAUUGUCCACUUCUUUUCUUCAGGGAGAAAGCGUAUUUAUUUUACUUUUAAUCACAUCUUAUUCUUACAAUUUUUAUUUAAAUAGUACAUAAAUUAUGCAAAUGAGCUGCCAUUUGUGCAUAACCUUUGAUCCACGUGGUCCCCCGUUAAACUGUAAUUAAUUAGUAGUACCACUAAUAACAAUAAAUCAUGAAAAAGAAAUA